AUGGCAUCCAAACCCCCCGUUCGGACGCCUAUAUCCUGCACAUUUUGUCGUCAGAAAAAGUUAAGAUGUGACCGUCUCCAGCCUUGUAGUAGCUGUACCAAGCGUGGGUUAGGAUGCGUAUAUGCUCACCCUGCCUCAGCAGCUCCACGGAGGAAUGGGCCUGCUCAGCCCCGGCAGUUGACCCAACGGAUCCGCCAACUGGAGGAUCUGGUGGUAGCUUUGCAAAAGGGCGAACCCCCCCAAACGGUAGAGAACCCAGUUCACCUGGCGCAUAAGAGCGAUUCUUCCCCGGCUGCUAGCCCAGAGACAGUGGCCAACUCCUUUGGUAGCCUGCGGGUCGAUCAGACGGGGAUGACUUAUGUCUCAGGGGCUCAUUGGACCGCACUGCAAGACAGUAUUGCCGAGCUCAAAGAGUGCGUCGAGUUAGGGCCAUCAUAUCUGCCUUUGCGGUGUGAUAACGGGUCCGCCCUUCUCCGAGGGGUGUCUCCGCCCGGCGGGAUAGCGGAGGUCCUGAGUCACCUCCCGCCAAGACCGACCGUAGAUCGGCUGGUGUCACGAUUUUUCAGCUCUAUGGAGCCGGGUGUUCUUGUCCUGCAUGCCCCGACAUUCCAGAAAGAAUAUGACCAAUUCUGGACUCAUCCACAAGAUGUCAAUCUGGCAUGGUUGAGUAUUCUAUUCAGUAUCAUGUGUCUGGCGAUCCACCAUCACCAGCUCACUGAGGGCCACAGACCAGACCCGAUCGGUGACACCCACGGGCUGUGUGAUGAUUUUCGGCAACAAGCUGCCUAUUGCCUCAUUGAUAACAAGUAUACAGCUCCGACGAAAUAUACCAUAGAGGCACUAUUGUUCUACGCGCAAACGGAGUAUUUUCGGGGCGAAGAGUUUCAUCACGAGGUCUGGUUGUUAAUGGGAAUGAUCAACCGCCUGGCCAUGCGGGCUGGCCUUCAUCGGGACGGUUCCCGCUAUCCAGAGCUCUCAUGUUUUGCAGCCGAAAUGCGAAGACGUAUAUGGACGCUCAUGUCCCAACUGGAUGCACUCAUUUCGUUUCAGUUGGGUCUGCCCCGAAUGAUCUAUGACGGGUUAGCAGAUACACAACCGCCACACAAUCUCCUAGAUGAGGACUUCUCUGAGGACUCGACGAGCUUGCCACCAGCACGUCCGGACACAGCAUUUACCCCGGUGGCUUAUCUGAUUGCGAAAAGUCGACUCUCCAGGGUAUUUGGUCUCGUGAUUGACCAUGCUGCAUCCACCGCGCCUAUCCCGUCCGCACUGAUUUAUCAACUCGACAAUCAACUGAAUGAGUCCUAUGCCGCAGUCCCAGUAUGUCUCCAAUUCCGUAGCGUAUCUGAGUCUGUUACGGCAUCGCCAAGUCUCGUCAUGCUGCGCUAUAACCUGGAAAUUCUGUAUCAGAAGACGCGGUGCAUCCUACAUCGCAAGUCCCUCUGCGAAGGCCGCUCAGAUAUUCGGUAUGCAGAGUCUCGACGUAUCUGUCUUGACGCAGCAGUGAAUAUUUUGCAGCAUCAAGCGACUAUUGAUGGUCAGGUUCAAGCAGGAGGAGUGCUAGCGCAAUGUCGCUGGUUCGUGACUUCCUUGGCCACGAAUGAUUUCAUGCUGGCGGCGAUGGUGGUAUGCCUGGAGCUCCACAACCUCGAGCGGGAAGGUGCACAAGGCGGGCAGGCUGGAACGCCGAGAAAGGACGAUCUGCUUCUUGCCCUCCAAACUUCACAGAGGAUCUGGUCACAAUAUAAGGAUGAGUCAGCGGAGGCCUGGCAAGCCUGGCAGUCAACUAGUAUCAUGCUGAGGAAGCUGAAUGCCCCUGUGCUUUGCAGUGUAUCCCCAUCAGAUAGCAGCAACGGUGGCGGGAAUACCAAUGGCCACAGCACCACUUCCACGGAGACCGAGACAGAUAGAUUCGAUCCAAUGCUAGGAAUUACCCUUGAUUCUCAAAAGGAGGGGUCAAUAUCUGUGGCAGAGCCCAAGAUGCUAUCGUCGACCGAGCCCGAAUUCGAUCUAUCGCGCCUGCCAAGUGAGCUUGUGAAUAUGUGGGACUUUUCUGGUGACAUGAGUUGGCUUGCCAUGUAA
Aspergillus tubingensis is the source of this 2082-nucleotide messenger RNA. Its product is annotated as Zn(II)2Cys6 transcription factor. Bases 1 to 2082 code for a protein of 693 amino acids. Gene Ontology annotation, molecular function: DNA binding; zinc ion binding; DNA-binding transcription factor activity, RNA polymerase II-specific. The transcript has 7 exons. Lineage: Eukaryota; Fungi; Ascomycota; Eurotiomycetes; Eurotiales; Aspergillaceae. Gene Ontology annotation, biological process: regulation of DNA-templated transcription; DNA-templated transcription. Gene Ontology annotation, cellular component: nucleus. The record is from RefSeq and is a predicted model, not a curated record.